UACUCUGACACAGAGUCAGUGGCUAAUGCUAACAAGCUCAAGAUGGCCGGACAGGAAGACCCAGUGCAAAGAGAAAUUCACCAGGAUUGGGCGAAUCGUGAAUAUAUCGAAGUAAUCACUAGCAGCAUUAAGAAAAUCGCCGAUUUCCUGAAUUCAUUCGAUAUGUCCUGCAGGUCGCGUCUAGCCACUUUGAAUGAGAAGCUGACCGCACUGGAGAGGCGAAUCGAAUACAUUGAAGCCCGAGUCACAAAAGGGGAAACCUUGACUUAGACAUCUGGAUCCACAUCAGAACGCAAUGACGGCUAUACACACACACUCACCUCCUUAUCAUUUACUUAAAUCAUUCAAGAUAUGUUUCUGUUGGUUGGCUAUUGUAGAUCUGUUCAUUUCUGUAUGGGACCAUUGUGUUGAUGUCUAUGCUGUAAACAGAAAUUGGUUCUUCCUCAUUUUAUGGCUGAAGUUAUACAGUGUCGGGUACUUCAGUUUUUUCGAUCCAUCAGGCAAAAGUUCUUGUCUCUGUGGUGUUGGUUCAUGCAAACAACUGAUGUAGUAUCUUUUUCUGAUGACUUUACUUUGAUGCAUCAUCCAAAAGUAUAUCAAUGGUAAUGCAAACAUAGACUGAAAAUAACUUAGUUAAACGGACAUUAUGCCUUGAUAUCUUUUUUUAUUAUUAACAUUUUAUGUGUAGGUGUUUUGAUUAGUCCUCCUGUGUUUUAACAGAGUUUAUAUUGUUAAUUCAGAAACGUGUUUUAAGUACAUUGCUGCCUGCUGUACAUUUAUCAUGAGACAAACAUCUGCACAUGAGAAAUGCCAGUUAGAGGUAUGAGUGAAUGGAGUGCACUAAAGUGCCAAUCAGACUGUAAUGUGUAAUUAUGGUAAUGUUUUGUGGUUUAACAAUAAAUAAAAACUCAUUUAAACCA
Molecule: messenger RNA, 920 nt
Organism: Triplophysa rosa
Lineage: Eukaryota; Metazoa; Chordata; Actinopteri; Cypriniformes; Nemacheilidae
Gene: brk1
Product: BRICK1 subunit of SCAR/WAVE actin nucleating complex
Exons: 3
Coding region: 43-270 (75 amino acids)
Biological process (GO): regulation of actin polymerization or depolymerization; actin filament organization; cell motility
Cellular component (GO): SCAR complex
Molecular function (GO): protein-containing complex binding
Source: RefSeq, a predicted model, not a curated record